This is a messenger RNA of Pseudovirgaria hyperparasitica, 930 nucleotides long. RefSeq lists its product as uncharacterized. The record is from RefSeq and is a predicted model, not a curated record. The transcript has a single exon. Lineage: Eukaryota; Fungi; Ascomycota; Dothideomycetes; Acrospermales; Acrospermaceae. Bases 1 to 930 code for a protein of 309 amino acids.
AUGUCGGAGGAUGGGAGCCCUCACACUCCUACGCGUUUCCAAAGAGAUGUUGAUCGGGAUUUCCAGGAUCGGACACCCAUCCAACAAAAUUAUGAAGCGCCCGAAGAUACCUCCAAAGUUAACUGCGAGUCUCUCAUGGACGAGAACUGGUGGACUGGUGUAGACCCGGAGGAUGUAGAACGGAGGCGGCGAGAGCAAAUCCCGGAACCGCCAUACCACAGAGUGCGUAUUCACAUGCGACUGGACAUGAUUAAACGUUAUGCCUCAAAACUUGGGCUAUCAGAUCUAUUCAAAAUGAUAGAUGGUCUGGAUAGACUGUUAUUUGACGCGGGCGCGGCAACCGACGACUUUGAGAAUGCGCAACGGGAAAUUCCUGAGACGGUGACAGAGUUUUGGGACCCAGAACACAGCUUCCACCACAACCGCAAAGAAGAGAUCGAACGCUCGAGCUACAAAUAUGACGACUCGCCGCUUGCAUCACCUACACACACUUCGAUACCCCUCGAUUCACGCUCGAUCAACCGCUCCUCUCCAUCCUCCAAGGCAGCUUCCAAGGAUGUUCCCCGGGGAGUCUCCAAUGCCCGUGUGCAGAAGAAGCGUCGUGGAAUUCACAACGGGACAAGAAGAGAGCAACGAGGCAAAAGGACAUCUGAGCGACGGCAGCCUCUUCUCCAGGCGAGGGAGGAAGAGACAGACACAGGCGUCUCCCUGGAGUCUGCUUCGGGCAGGGGGCCAACCACGACAACCUUGAGCGAGGAGACUGUCCCCUCUGCGCGAGCCUCACAUGGACCGCGCCGAUCUGACGGAGUCCGAAAGUCGACGCGGAUUCAAGACCGAGAGCAAAAGAAACUCAUCAUCGAAGAGAAACCGAAACCCACCAUUGGAGGUUACAACCUUCGCCCCAAAAGUCGUCGCAAUGUGACAAAAUGA